Messenger RNA from Theileria orientalis strain Shintoku, 843 nucleotides. RefSeq names its product tRNA (guanine-n-(7))-methyltransferase. Gene Ontology annotation, molecular function: tRNA (guanine(46)-N7)-methyltransferase activity. The transcript is spliced from 7 exons. Gene Ontology annotation, biological process: RNA (guanine-N7)-methylation; tRNA methylation. The record is from RefSeq and is a predicted model, not a curated record. Bases 1 to 843 code for a protein of 280 amino acids. NCBI's taxonomy places the organism in Eukaryota, Apicomplexa, Aconoidasida, Piroplasmida, Theileriidae. Gene Ontology annotation, cellular component: tRNA methyltransferase complex.
AUGUCGGACUCCUGCGCGGAUAAUGAAAUUAAAUAUAGCAGUCCCAAACAGUUUGUCGACUUGCCAAAAAAGUAUCUUUAUCGCCAGCGCGCACACUGCAACCCUCUAUCGGACAGUUUUAUACAAUACCCUGCUAAUCCACAGUAUGUUAAUUGGUUCAAAAGAUACCCUGACGACUGUGAAUCGGAUGGACCAUUUGAGCUGAACACGUCGGAAUUUCCGGAAGAAUACACCGUUCCAAUAGACUAUGGAAAAGCGCCCAAAGUGACCAUGUUGGACGUUGGAUGCGGAUACGGGGGUCUGUUAGUGUAUUUGUCAGAGCUCUAUCCGGAAAAACUGGCACUAGGAAUGGAAAUAAGAGACAAAGUAACGAACUACGUGGGAAAGAGGAUUGUAUCCCUGAGGCAACAGAAGCCUGGGCACUACCUGAACAUAUCGGUGGUGAGAACGAACUCGAUGAAGUUCCUGCCAAACUACAUAGGGAAAAGCCAGCUGGAGAAGAUGUUCUUCUGCUUCCCAGACCCGCACUUCAAAAGGUCGAACUGGCGAAGGAGAAUAAUAAACUACUCGCUGCUAAGCCUGUACGCAUACGUGCUGAAAAAGGGCGGAAGGCUUUACCUAGGUGUGUCAGUAAAUUUAAAUUUAUUCUUAGUUACCGAUGUGUAUGAUCUGUAUACAUGGAUGGAGAACGCGCUGGAAGAACACCCAUUGUUCGAAUCACUGCCCAGUUCAGAAAAGGAAAAGGAUGAAUGUUACAUAAACUUUGAUAAAGAAACUGAGGAAGGGAAGAAGAACUCGAGUAACCAAGUUACAAUAUACAAAGAAGUGUACUAUAGAAAAUGA